Messenger RNA from Triticum aestivum (bread wheat), 1847 nucleotides. RefSeq names its product trans-cinnamate 4-monooxygenase-like. Gene Ontology annotation, molecular function: trans-cinnamate 4-monooxygenase activity; heme binding; iron ion binding. The record is from RefSeq and is a predicted model, not a curated record. NCBI's taxonomy places the organism in Eukaryota, Viridiplantae, Streptophyta, Magnoliopsida, Poales, Poaceae. Bases 95 to 1615 code for a protein of 506 amino acids. The transcript is spliced from 3 exons. Gene Ontology annotation, biological process: lignin metabolic process.
GCUGCUGAUUUAAAUUUCUGGAAGCAAGCGGGGCACCCUGCUCCCUUAGUCCGCGGUCCGGAGCUCACCAGCUCGACCCAUCACUCCAUCCACCAUGGACCUCCUUUUCCUGGAGAAGCUCCUCGUCGGCCUCUUCGCGUCCGUGCUGGUCGCCGUCGCCGUGUCCAAGCUCCGCGGUCGCAAGCUCCGGCUGCCGCCCGGCCCUGUCCCGGUGCCCAUCUUCGGCAACUGGCUCCAGGUCGGGGACGACCUCAACCACCGCAACCUAGCGGCGCUGGCCCGCAGGUUCGGAGAGAUCUUCCUCCUCCGCAUGGGCCAGCGCAACGUGGUGGUGGUCUCCUCCCCGGAUCUCGCGCGCGAGGUGCUCCACGCGCGGGGGGCGGAGUUCGGCUCCCGCGGCCGGAACGUGGUGUUCGACGUCUUCACCGACGGGGGCCAGGACAUGGUGUUCGCGGCGUACGGCGACCACUGGCGCACGAUGCGCCGCGUCAUGACGGCGCCCUUCUUCACGGGCAAGGUGGUGCAGCGGCACCACGCAGGAUGGGAGGCCGAGGCCGCGGCCGUCGUGGACGCCGUCCGCGCCGACCCCGCCGCCGCCACCGGCGGCGUCGUGCUCCGCCGCCACAUGCAGCUCAUGAUGUACAACAACAUGUACGGCCUCAUGUUCGGCCGGCGGUUCGAGGGCCUGGACGACCCCCUGCUCCUCCGCCUCAGGGAGCUCAACGGCGAGCGCAGCCGCCUCGCGCAGAGCUUCGAGUACAACUACGGCGACUUCAUUCCCGUCCUGCGUCCGUUCCUCCGCGGCUACCUCAAGAUCUGCAAGGAGGUCAAGGACGCCCGCCUCAAGCUCUACAAGGAUUGCUUCGUCGAGGAGAGGAGGAAGAUGCUGGCGAGAUUCAAGGCCACGGACAGCCAUGAGCUCAAGUGCGGCAUGGAUGAGAUUCUGGAGGCGCAGCGCAAGGGCGAGAUCAACGAGGAUCACGUGCUCUUCAUCGUCGAGAAUAUCAACGUUGCCGCGAUCGAGACGACGCUGUGGGCGAUGGAGUGGGCGGUGGCCGAGCUGGUGAACCACCCGGAGACCCAGCAGAAGCUGCGGCGCGAGAUGGACACCGUGCUGGGAGCCGGCCACCAGGUCACCGAGCCGGACACGCACAGGCUCCCCUACCUGCAGGCCGUGGUCAAGGAGGCGCUCCGGCUGCGCAUGGCCAUCCCGCUGCUGGUGCCGCACAUGAACCUCCGCGCCGCCGAGCUCGGCGGCCACGGCGUCCCCGCCGAGAGCAAGGUCCUCGUCAACGCCUGGCACCUCGCCAACGACCCCGGCCUGUGGGAGCGGCCCGGCGAGUUCCGCCCCGAGAGGUUCCUGGAGGAGGAGAGGCACGUCGAGGCCGGCGGCAACGACUUCAGGUACCUCCCCUUCGGCGCCGGCCGCAGGAGCUGCCCGGGCAUCGUCCUCGCGCUGCCGUUCCUCUGCAUUACCGUCGGCCACCUCGUGCAGAACUUCGAGCUGCUGCCGCCGCCCGGGCAGGGCAUGCUCGACACCACUGAGAAAGGCGGGCAGUUCAGCCUCCACAUCUUGAAGCAUUCCACCAUCGUGGCCAAACCGAGGGUGUUUUAACUUGAUCAGCAUGCUCUGGAGUUGAUCUGCAUCUGAUCUGCCAAAUCAGUGGAACAUAAAUAAACAACUGUUGGCAGCUUCUUAGCUAGUAGAAUAAACAACUGCUUGCUCAGUGUUGUAUGUCAACUUUUAGUUUAGCAGGGCCGAUGGUCAUACAUGUCCAAGAAUGCAGGUACUGUUAAUUUAGAACACGUUCUAUUAGUAAUUCUGAAAAACAAAUCGACAGGAUGUA